GACGGGAUGUCGUCACGUAGACGUCACACACACGUAAUAAAGUCACUUUUCAUACAGCACGCGAAAGCAAAGACGCCCGCUCUCGAUUUUAACCCGAAAAGUAGCGGUUGUGACGCAAUUCUUUUUUGCUUUGAAAGGCAGUCUCGGAAGUCGCCCGUUUCGACACUGGGGUGGGUGGGUGUUAGGACAAGAGUGAAGAGCUGGAUAACGGGGGAAAAAACGGCCCUGUUUGGGAAGCACAUCAGAUGUGGCCGAGCCUCUCGCCUCCAAACUUCCGAGUGAGAUGGCGAACAUGUGCCCGUAUGGCCAGUUCACCCACGCGGUGGUGCGUGGCAUUCCAGAGACCUUCGGGAAGGUAAUGGGAGAAAACGGCGAGAACAAGGAGGUCUCGGUGGACCUGGCCAAAGCCCAGCGUCAGUUCGGCUGUCUGACGGGAGCGCUGAGGCAGAAAGUGGGCCUUCAGUUGAUGGAGAUCCCUCCCGACCCAGAGCUGCCGAUGAGCUGGAGGCUCGAGGACGUGGCGGUGAUCCAAGGUGACACGGCACUCAUCACCAGACCCUUCAGACAGCAGAGACGCAGCGAGGUGGUGGCCGUGCGCAGGGUGAUGUCCGAGCUCAACUUGACCGUGGUGGAGAUGGAGGGGGCCCCGGGGGACUCCGGAGGGGCCACGCUUGAGGGCAGCGACGUCCUCUUCACAGGGAGGGAGUUCUUCGUCGGCAUCUCCUCACACACCAAUCACAAAGGAGCCGAGGUGCUGGCCGACACCUUUCGGGACUUUUCCGUAUCAACCGUGCCAGUCUGCGGUGGGAUUCGACUGAAAAACAUCUGCUCAAUGGGAGGUGCCAACACCAUCAUCAUCAGCAACACUGAAGGGGCCAAGAAGACACUGCGGAUGAUGGAACAGUUGACCGAUCACCACUACGAGGUUCUGACUGUGCCGGAGGAAUCUGCAGCUAACUGCAUCUACAUAAAGGGUCCGUCCAAAAAGGACUUCCUGCUCCACAGGCCAGUGGAAGAAUGUCCUUACAGUGUGUCUGCCUUCCAGAAGCUGCAGGACUACACCUUCUUGCCUACAGCCUGCAGUGAGGCCUCCAAGCUCGGAGCGUCUCUGUCCUCACUUUGUCUGCUUGUCAAUAAGAAGCACACAUAUUUCUGAUGUCUUUUUUUUUUUUCUUCAAUCUGUAAAACCUGUGAGGGUUUGACACCUCAGGACUACCGCCUUUGGGUAGGUUGGGCCUCUUCAUGAAACAUGACCCAAAUCCUUACUCUUGGAGGAAAUGUUAAAUUUAGUAGUGCUACUAGCAUGAUUCAAACCUGUAAGUCAACUAGCAUCUCUCCACAUAGAAAUGUAUAGCUUUGAAUCUCAUUUCUAGUUUCUGCUAAAUCUACUUAGGAACUAACUGUUGGCCAUCUAACACUUCUCUGGUACCCAGAUAUUUUUAUUAAACUGCUUUGCAAUGGUCUACUGCAUCAUA
This is a messenger RNA of Syngnathoides biaculeatus (alligator pipefish), 1475 nucleotides long. RefSeq names its product DDAH family member 2, ADMA-independent (gene ddah2). The transcript has 6 exons. NCBI's taxonomy places the organism in Eukaryota, Metazoa, Chordata, Actinopteri, Syngnathiformes, Syngnathidae. Bases 284 to 1156 code for a protein of 290 amino acids. Gene Ontology annotation, biological process: arginine metabolic process; positive regulation of nitric oxide biosynthetic process. The record is from RefSeq and is a predicted model, not a curated record. Gene Ontology annotation, molecular function: amino acid binding; dimethylargininase activity.